Messenger RNA from Racocetra persica, 1307 nucleotides. Lineage: Eukaryota; Fungi; Glomeromycota; Glomeromycetes; Diversisporales; Gigasporaceae. The record is from the annotation of a GenBank genome assembly.
UCGCGGCUGUGUAGUUGUUAAGGCGCUGUGCGAAUGUAAAGUGCCGCCACCAGAGCUAGAUUUUCAAGUGGAACGAUCCCAUUCGUUAACCUGCACGACAAUAAUGGUUAAGAUCGGUGAUGAUAAAUAUGAGUAUAAAGUAUUUGAAGACUCUCGAAAAUCUGUUGACGAGGAUGAUGUUGCUGCAAUGGAUGACGUUGAAUCUAGCUUAGAUGAACAUUUCACUAAAGGCAUUGAAGCCAAUGAAAUAUUCAAUUUUUAUGUUGCUCCCAAACAUACAAUUACGAAAUUGUAUCAAUAUCUUAUAAAAGAAUAUUACAUUUAUGUUAAAGGUAACUGCCAAAGCGGAAAGACUACUUCCAUUAUCACAGCUAUAAAUCUUCUACUAGAAAAGUCAAAUGCCAAUGAAUUACCAAUUCCUGAUCUUGAAAUAUACGUAAUAACACUUGGUGUCAGGAUCGAUAUAAGAAAUGGAAAAAUGGCUUUUUGGAAGUCGAUCUGUAAACUAUUUCAUGCCAAAAACAAUGAACAAUUUUUUUUUUUAGAUAAAAGAGACUGCGGGGCAAACGUUUUUAUAAAUCCUUUUUUAAAAAAAAGGAAUAAGGCGCCUAUUUCAUUCAUAAUCGAUGACUUUUCUAAUGUUUUUGAGGAACCAGUAAUUUUGGAGGAACCAAUUAAUACAUUACAGUUUUGUGAGGUUUAUUAUUUGGAGCGAAGCAAAGAACGAUAUAUUUUUGUGCAAAGGAAUCAUAAACGAGCAAUACGCACUAAACCAAAUUCUGGUUUUGAUCAGAGAGCGUCCAUGGCGAUGUCUACUCUAUAUGUGUAUAUGAUACUAAAGUGGAUAUCAGAACAAUCUGCAUAUUCAGAUGCAACGACAGAUUCUGCAUCUGAAGAUGGCAAGCUUACGAAAUUUCCAUAUUUGAAUGUGAUUGAUGCCACGAAGAUUGUAGAAUCUCCAGAUUUGCGAUAUAGUUUACUCUAUAGUCUUAUUGUCCAACGCUAUCCUCUUGUUCUGAGAUUCCGAUCGCAAUUAAUUCCUAUAAUAAUCACGCGCGGAGUUCAAGAAUUAUUGGAUAAAAUUGGAUUUUUACCAGAAACACCACAUAUCAUGGUUAUGGCACCUGAAACGUAUGCUAAAUUUGGUCAUCUUUUGGAAGCAUCUGGUUACAUAGAUCAUCUUAAUCAAUACGUUCGUUUAUUGCUUAAUACACCAGCAAAUUUGUAUCUUCAUGGAAAGCGACUUUUAAAAGAGCGUAAAUAUGAUGAAGCUGAGUAUAAAUUUAAAAGAGCAGGAGCUGGAUUUG